AUGCAGGCUCAAGGAGGAUCUCAACGUUCGAUGCAGAGACGAUCGCCCGGUGCAGAACCAGGCCCGCCGCCAAAUAUUCCCGUGCGAUCCAUAUCUCCCGCAAUCAACAUGAUGGCCGGCCCGGUCCAACCACGCGCCUCAACGGCUUCAAACAGGUCGACUGGAAGCAGCAGCGGAGGCGGCGGAGCGGUCUCUUAUGGCCCAGGAAAUUCCGGUGGAGGUAGCACCCGGCGGACUAACUCAUCGGGCAGCUCCGCAAUGCCUCUAUCCCAAAUAGAAAAGAGUGUCACACGGCUACUCGUGGCAACAAAGCAGCUCUUGGAAAUCCUCACACAGUGGUCGCGUGGGCAGGCAACAGACAGCCAAGUAUCUGAUGUUUAUGUCAGACUCGGGUACGAGUUCAACAUGGCAUGCCGUGCUUUUGGUGCCAUCAACGUCGAUACUAGUGACUUGGGAAACGUGCCUGAAAAGCUGCGCAAUAUUCUUGAAUCAACACUUAGCCAAGAAGCCAGCGUCGAGAGUUUGGAAAAUUACUUGCCCAAGAUCCGCGACAUUAUAAUCAACCUUCUCCACGGUCUCAAGAGAAAACAGCAAAAGCUGAGGCAAAAGCCUCGGGACAGGGAGGAUACUUCGGCCCCUGAUAACAACUUGGGCCGGACCUCGAGCACCAGCACCACGGCAAGCACAAACACCGGUUUGAGCUCGUUACUAAACGAAGGAAUCGAAAAUGGGUACCGACCCGAUUCUCAGAGCGGACCGAGCAAGAACGCAGCGAGCAACCGGCGAAUGCCGCGGGAUCAGUCGCAAAACUCAGUUGCUUCCGAGCAGUCAUCAUUAUCGAGCAAUACCAUGCAAAACAUGCCGGUACUCCCUCCAUAUCCUGGCGACGAGUCCAUUCCCGACCGACCACCGCCGCAAGAACCAGUCGACGUAAACUCUUUUCCACCGCCACCUCCGCCAAAGGCUCAACAAAGUGCGCUUGCGGCGCUACAACGGGGCGGGGACUUGGAAAGAAGAGCUUCAAGGAGAUAUUCAGCUUAUCAAAUAUCCAAGCAUCUUGGUCCGGGCGCAAAUGGCAUACCUAUGCUCCCCGCGCAGAUGGGGCCUAUCCCCAACAGAGGCCGCGGCGAAAUCAAGGAAUCGCUGCGCGCAGUGCAGGGAAGGUCAGACACGCGACGAAAUGCUCCGAAUCAACGUGCCUCACGUCUGGAUGGUUCGCCUGUCCGUACCCCAAGUCGUGUCACAGAAGACAAGCAGUCAUUCGACUCUGAACAAGCCGACUCUCAGUCAACGACAAGACAGCCUGAGACCAGCGCCACGCUCAGGGGCCCUCCUACCGACGAAUUUCCGGUCGGUGUGCCUGACGAUGGAGACCUGACUCCACAGCCCUCGCGGACCAACGCCAAGGACUACACAUCAGUCGAGAAAGAGCCUACAACGGCUGCGACGACGACGCCAGAAAAGAAGUCUAUGGGCGAGCAGUCGCCCACAGCCGCGAAGGAGCUGACCCUAUUUCUGCAGUACAAGUCGAAGGUUAAAAAGUUUGUGCUGCCCAGUGGCUACAGCGGGCUUACCCUCGGGCGACUCCAGCUUGCAUUUAUCGAGAAGUUCUCUUGGAACACUCAUAACAACGGCGCCGAUUUGCCCGAAAUAUAUAUACAGGAUCCUGUAUCAGGGGUCCGACAUGAGCUCGAGGAUCUGGCUGAUAUCAAAGAUCGUACCGUGCUUGUGCUCAAUGUCGAGGCCCUGGACGAGGUCAAGAGACAUAUUGAUGAGGGACUGAAUUCGAUCAAGACAAUCGUAAAGGAAGUCAAACAAAACGUUGACGACCACUCGACAGCUCUGCAACGAGUUUCGGAUAGACAACAGGAAGCUGCUAAGGAAAUCGCACGCCUGGCCGCCGCACCGCCGCAGGCACCCAUGACGCCGCCGGCCGAACACUCGCCGCGAUCAUCAGCCACUUCAUCAGCACCUGCUAACUCUCGGAGGCCAAAUCCCAGCGAGUUGUCUGAGAUCAGAAAUCUUCGUCGUGAUCUCGCGGUCCUGCGACAGACAUACUCGCACUUCCAGUCCGAAAUUGAAGGCUCAAUGGCGUCACUGCGGACCAAGGCCAACAACGUCAAGGUUGCAGCAGCAAAGGCAUCUAUGUCUGAUAUUGAGGCCGGGGGUGGUCAAGCAUACGUGAUCAAGGGUCGCAAGCAGCUUAACACCGACUCUGACAGACUUGUCACACAGGUCGACGAUCUUCAGGAUAUAGUUGAGGAUCUACGAAAGGAUGUCGUCACCCGUGGUGUCCGCCCGCGCCCUCGUCAGCUGGAGACGGUUGCUAAGGAGAUAUCACAGCUUACCAUAGAGCUUAAGAAGAUGGAGGAGUAUAUGAAACGCGAGAAACCCGUGUGGACACGAAUCUGGGAGAAGGAGUUGGAAGAAGUGUGUCAAGGUCGCGAGGAGCUGCGCAUUAUGGAGGAGCUUAUGAUCGAUCUCCAGGACGAUCUGGAAAAGGCGUCCGAGACCUUCGCGCUCGUGGAACAGGCAACCAAAGAACAACUCAAAGAUGCCGGAGCAGGCAACGCCGCCGGGCCGAUUGGUCCUGGUGUGCUCAGGCAGUUUUCACGAGGCCUAGAGAACAUUGGCAACAACGCUUUCGUCGAUCCCUCGGCUGCUAAAGAAGGCGUCCUUGGAGAGGUGCGGGCUUUACAGCCGAACCACGAGAAUCGCCUCGAGGCCAUCGAGCGCGCUGAGAAGUUGCGGCAGAAAGAGCUCGAAACACGCAAAGGCAACGCAUUGACUAAGGAAAUCACUGCGUUUGUGGGCGAGGGCAAGCUCAAGAAGUCCGGAGGCUUCGAGGAGGUUGAGCGGGCCAGAAAGGCAAUGGAUGAUAAGAUUCGUAGGGAGGUAUGGGAGAGGCAGAACGGCAUUGUGCCAGAGAAUCCCGUUGGAGAGGAGUCAGCACCUGAGACGGGUGGCAACGCGGCUGAAGUUGAGCCUGAUCAGGCUGCCCCGCAAGCUUGA
This is a messenger RNA of Pyricularia oryzae 70-15, 3012 nucleotides long. Its product is annotated as bud site selection protein 6. The record is from RefSeq and is a predicted model, not a curated record. Lineage: Eukaryota; Fungi; Ascomycota; Sordariomycetes; Magnaporthales; Pyriculariaceae. Gene Ontology annotation, molecular function: cytoskeletal regulatory protein binding. Gene Ontology annotation, biological process: establishment of cell polarity. Gene Ontology annotation, cellular component: cytoplasm; cell tip. The coding region runs from base 1 to 3012 and encodes 1003 amino acids. The transcript is spliced from 2 exons.